Messenger RNA from Didymodactylos carnosus, 356 nucleotides. The record is from the annotation of a GenBank genome assembly. NCBI's taxonomy places the organism in Eukaryota, Metazoa, Rotifera, Eurotatoria, Philodinida, Philodinidae.
AUCAACAAUCAUAUCGUGGUAGUCAAUUACAACCAUUAGCUGAUAUCUCCACUAAACAACAACAACCUCUCGGUUCAGAAUAUGAUUCAUCCACUAUUCUAAGACAAAAUGACAUGAUGCCAUCAUCACAGGUAUCAAGUUAUGAUUCACCCACUAUUUCAAGACAAAAUGACAUGAUGCCAUCAUCACAGGUAUCAAGUUAUGAUUCACCCACUAUUUCAAGACAAACUGACAUGAUGCCAUCAUCACAAUUACUCAGUUCAGACCAAUUUGUUCAACAACAAAAGCAACCAACAUUUUCAUCACGUUUUAGUCAAGAGCAGCUGCAGCCGUCUGCCAGUGAUUAUGUCAAGUAA